AUGGACCUCCCACUUAAUCUUGUAACCUUUUUCAAUCGUUAUUCUAAAGAAGAAUUACAUCAAAUUGGUAUUUCCAUUAUUCAAUAUUCGCAACAAUUUGUUAACAAACAAAAUCAUGAUAUUCCACCAUUGCAAUCUCACCGUUCUUCAAACAAUCCUUCUUCGAUUAUUCCACCGCCUUUAAUGGAUCAACAACCACAAAUCAUCUCCAUUUUCUCACCCACUCAAAGUAGUCAAGUUGGUCAAGGUCGUCAUAAAAACAGUGAAGAUUUUUAUUCAAAGACAACUCGUUUUAAAAAUUAUGUUCAAGCACCCAGCAAUCAACAAUUUCAACAACAAGCCAACGCAACCACCAACUUUACUCAUCCCCGUCAACGCUUCAAUAUCAACACUCUUAAAAGGGCUGUGACAAACCACCUUCCAGCCUUUCAUAUCAUGUUCGACCCGUCAAUCGAUAUUAAUAAUAUACCUUCAAGUACUCAAGUAGCAAUCAUGCUAAAAAAGGCUUUUAUCGACAACAAAUUACCUAUUAAAGAAUUAUCACUAUGUACAUAA
This is a messenger RNA of Rotaria sordida, 555 nucleotides long. The record is from the annotation of a GenBank genome assembly. Lineage: Eukaryota; Metazoa; Rotifera; Eurotatoria; Philodinida; Philodinidae.